AUCGCCCCCGCCGCCACCCUGAAGUUCAUUGUUAUCAUCUUGGCCGCCGGGAUGGUGGCCUUCAUCGGAGCGGUUAUCUGCAUCAUCGCAGCCGUCCACACCGGAUCCUCCCGGGCUGCCGCGGCACAACAGCAACCAGCAACCGACAAUCACUCGCUGUAUCCGGACGCGGUGGCGCAGAGCCCCGCUGCAGCGGGCUCCGUGGCCCGGGUCGGAUCUCUGGGCGCUCUCCACGGUUCUGAAACACCCGAUUCAGAAGCGCCCACCUUCAACAUCGGGCUCAGCGGGCUGGACGGGGUCACCGGACUCACCGGGCACGACCCGUCGGUUAGUCGACUCAUCUGCACGCCGAUCCCCGCCGGGGAGUGCAACCCGAAAAACUUUCAGCAACAAGCGGAUGACCCGUCGCUGUACGCGGGGGAAGAUUGGGGCUACCUCCGCACCACCGCGGAGGAGCUCCGGCAGACCGUUCUGCAGCAGAAGGACCAGAUCUUAACAGACCAGCGGACCAUCCGGGAGCUGACGGGGAAACUGUCCGAGUGCGAGAAGGGACUGGACGGCAGGAGCAGCGCGGACAGACGCGGGAGCGCCGCGGGCCUGUGGGGGGGCAAAAGCGCGUCGGAGGAGGCGCACCUGGAGCGGAUCAUGGUGCGGGACAGCCCGGGCUCGACGCCCGACGGUGCCCACCUGCUCACUGUUAGGGCUGUGGAUGAACUGGAGCAGGCGAUCACUCAGCUCAAAGACCGUAUAGAGAAACUGGAGUCAGACAUUGGCCCGUUUCCUCACAACCAGACGGACAGCGGCACCUCAGGAGCGCCAGAGGAAGGCGGGAUGUCUGGCGGCCCAAACAGGCUGUCCGAUCCCGGGCACAGAGCUGGUGCCGAGAGGCCCUGGAGGAUGGAGGACUUGGAGGGGGAGCUGGAGAAGAAGGUGGAGCUGCUGGAGAAAGAGAGAAAAACCCUGAGGCGAGAGACGGAGAAGCACAGGCAGGAGAUUGACCGCGGCAUCAAUAAACUACACCACCGAAUCUCAGGACUGGAAGCAGGUGUCUCAGGGCAUUCUUUCCCAGAAGGCUACAGGCUGUCCUUCCCAACUCGGACAAACUACAUGUACGCUGUUGUGAAGCACACCAUCCCUGCGCUGCGGGCUUUCACCAUCUGCCUGUGGCUGCGGCCCGCAGAGGGAGGAAUCGGGACGCCUCUGUCUUAUGCUGUUCCAGAACAACCCAACGAAGUGGUGCUGCUGCAGGGCCUGCAUACCCCUGCUGAGCUGCUCGUCAAUGACAAGGUGGCGCAGUUGCCUCUAAACCUCUCCAGAGGCAGCUGGCAGCACAUCUGUGUGAGCUGGAGCCAGAAGGGGGGAGUCUGGCAGGCCUACCAGGGGGGAAAACUGAGGGGCGAGGGUCACGCGCUGGCAGCCGGACAUCACAUCAGACCCGGGGGAAUGCUCAUACUGGGGCAGGAGCAGGAUUCUCUGGGUGGAGGUUUUGACUCAUCCCAGGCCCUGGUGGGAGAGCUGUCCCAGGUGGGUCUCUGGGACCGGGUCCUGUCCUCCAACCAGGUGGCCAGCUUGGCCCGCUGCGGCAAAGUAAACCAGGGCAGCGUGGCCCCCUGGACCGAGAACGGAGUUGAGGUUUACGGUGGAGCGACCAAGGACCCGGGGGAGCCUUGUAGUAAACACAACAGGAAUUCUCAAUGACCGAUGGGGGAAGUGAAAGAAGGGCGCAGGGAGGGAUAAAGUUGUAGCCCUUUCAUGAAGGUAGGAUUCUGCUAUAGGAUUUUCUAAACAACUCAAUGUGGACUGAUAGGUAUGUAAAAAAAUGGAAAUUUAUGGUGUAUAAAUAUAUGAUGUAAGUCGCGGCUUUGCAGUUACUUCACACUUCUAGCAACAACUUCCGACGCCAUCAUGGAGGUCCACAGAACAAUUGUGCAAUAUAAGAUGAGACUUCUCAUCAAUACAAAUGCGGUAUGAGCACAAAUCACAUUAUGUAAGUUACUGAUCAGUAAUUAUAUAUAUAUACUGACACUGAAAAUACACCAAAUAGUGGCCAUGCAAUGUCUAUGGAAAGUUGUGGCAGCCGCUUCUAGCUGCAGCCAUCUGAUUCUGAAACAAAGUGCAGCCAAACUAAAAGUUGGAGAUAAAAUGAAUGGCCAUCACAGCCUAUCUGACAUUUUGACCUUAGUUACAAAGAAUUUCUUUCUCCUUAGACACAUGAACACGCCUCCUGGCCAUAGAAAAAAUGCACACACUACGACAAGCCUCACUUUGAUGCAGCUUAUUGUCUUUUUGGUGUAAUAAAGUAGAUUUAUCUCCAGAUUCAGGCAAAGCUAAAUUAUUUAGUCUAUAGUCCUAGCUCUUCUGUGCUUUUUUUUUUUUAGCAAACUAGCUAGCUGGCUGCCUAAUUAAUGAAAGCAACUAAUAUGUGAAAAUUAAAAUAACAAUAAAAACCUUCUGCCAGCGAUUGAUUAGUGAGAAAACAUACAAGUAAAGACACAAUGAUGGUUUGCUUACCAAAAACUAGUAUCAUCAGCUAGUUAGCAAAAUGUUAUUAUCUGUCCUCUAAAGGACUUUUAAACAUUUUGGGAAAUACUCUCGUUCUCUUUAGUUCACUUUUAGUAAAUAUGACGCUACCGUUAGCUGCUAUUUUAGCUUAGCAUCAGACUAAAAAUGGGGAAACAGCUAGCCUAGCUUUUUCCAAAGUAGUGUUGUCAAAAAUAUAAUUUAUUGUUACAUAUAUCUGAAUAUUUUUAACAGAUUCAGUACUCAUUUCCACAGUAUCAGUUAUACUAGUAUCAUAGCGUCAUUUUCUGUGGCGCUUUCUCACUCGUUAUUGUUAAUGUUUAUUCGUCAUUCUGCCUCGAUGUAAAUUUUUCACCAUGUUACGCCUAGCAAAAAUAAUAUUGAAUAUCAAUAUUUUUUUAGUUAUUCUAUUAAAAUCAGAAAUGAUGGUAUCGUGACCAGUGUUGAAAUGGUUACCUUCGAAAUGCAAUAAGUUACAGAUUACUAUUUGCCCUGUUAAAAAUGUAAUAAGUUUUGUGAUUUUAAUUGCUUCAUCAAAGUAAUGCAACUUACAUUUCCUGCAGUGAUAGUGGCACAAUUUACAUUUAAAUUACAUUUAACGUUUUUUCUACAAAUGUUUUAAACAGUUGAAAAAAAUUAAAAACAAAAGUGCAUGAAUGUUGCGCUUUGAUGAAAAGAUGUAACGCCAUAGAAUUGAUGUUUUCUUUAACAAAUCAUCUUUUUACUGAUUUUUUUUCAUGUCAUCCCUUUGCAAUCAAGUGACAUUUGAUUAGUGACCUAACAAUAAUUGAUUACAUAUUUACUGAUUACAUUUAUUUUGUAAUUCAAUUACUGUAACUAGAUACUCCACAACACUGAUUGUGACAACACUACAAUACAUACAAUUCAACAAAUUUUGUCUACCAGCUCCUCCAAAGCUCACUAAUUAACACACAGUAUCUUGAAUUUUGUUUAAUCUGUACAAAAUUAAGUGUAGAAAUUACUUUUGCAGACUGUGCAAAGAAGAUAUUGCUUGUCAAAUGCUUGUGAAUUUUAGAGACGCUGGUAGGUGAAAUGUGUUACCUUAGGUCAAAGCUAAGCUAGAGUCUUCCCCGUUACCAGUUUUAAUGCUUAAGCUCAGUUAGCCGGCUGCUUGUGAUCGGGUUGUAUAUCAAUUUUCUUACCAAACAAGAAAGCAAUGUAUUUCCCAAAAUGUUGAACUUUCCUUUGAUCAAAGAUAAAACUGUGCAGAAACGACCACUGCAUUUAUUUUGUUGAGACCGCCGAGCUGCGAGAAAUUCAGUGUGUCCCUCUGCUGUAGCCGAAGAGCCGUUGACCUCCACUAUGGCUGCCAGAAGUUGUGUAAAGCCAGCUGAAAUCCCUCCAUGAGUGCAGCCGGGUUGGAGUGGAGUUAAUUAAGGGCUGCGACAGCUUUAGAGUUGGAAGUCAAGGUAAGGUGAUGAAAAGUGUUGAAGAAAGUGGUGGGAAUGUUAAGUAGAUGGCAGCAAGGGGUAGAUGAUGAAAGAGAAAGGAAACAGGGAGGACAGGGGAAAAAACAGAUAAAUCGGGCACUUUUAAGGAGUGAUGCUACAUUGUUUUCACCUCUGCAUGAUGUGUUCAUAUACCUGUAAAGUCUUGCCACUGCACUGUGCAGCUCAAAAGUUUCACAAAAAAAGGACAGUCUCUCCUGCUUCCACGGCUGGUGGGUGUCUGCCUUUGUGUUUGUCCUCUAAGGCCUGAUGGUCUCUAAAUAAGUUACUGAACAAAAAAGAAAAAGUCUUACUCCCUAAGGAAAUCACCACCACCACCAGAAUGUUACUCAUCUUUGGGCAUUUCACACUUUUUUAGGACAACUCUUUGCCCCAUUUAUGUCACUCUGUGCAAACUUCAGGGUCAGUCAAUGUCAAAGUAUUUGCUCUGAUCAAGGAAAUUUGAUUUAAUCUUUUGACUUAAUCUUGUCGCACACUUCAGGCUUGUUUGAGAUGAACCAGACCAACACAUUCUGCGCUAUUUCGAACCCCGUCUUGCUGAGUGUAUUGCAUCGUGGUUAGUCAUUUUGUCAGACUUGCUCUGGAGGCUCGACCAGUGUGAGACGUGGAAAUCUUGCGGGAUGAAAACGCAUGCAGCUUUGAGAGCGAGGCACCGCUGUUUCUCUCCAGAAGCUGCAGAAGCAAAAUGCUUGAAGAUAAAUGACGAGCUGAGGGCUCUUUGGGAGUUUUUACCUAGUUUACCCCAUUUUUUGGCAUGGAUCAGGAUUGUAUCCAAAUUCAUUUUAGAAAGUCAGGACCGCAAAAACCACCUGAAAUGCAGUUUUUGCAUAUCGUAUCCGAUUUGGAGGUGGUUUGAAAUGUGAUUCGAUUCACAUUCCUACAGAUGCCUCUCAGUCCAGACGGUCUCGCUAAUCAAAUCAGAUUUUGGAGAUUCUUUGAAAGCCAUGCACAAUGACAACGUCAAAUCCAAAGAGAUGGAAGUGCAAAGCAGAAUCGCCGCUGCCACGAGGAGAGUGUUACAGCGGACAACAUGGAGAACAACAGCACAGGUGUUCGGCAGGCGAAUGACGGACCUCUAUUUCUCAUUCUACAACACGGAAAACCACGUCAUCAACGUCGCUACAUACUUACUAAUGCUAAUGUCGCAACCAUGGCAACCCAUGCACAUAUGUUGGUGAUGUCAUGAGACACAAAUCUGAUCUGAUCACUUGCAAAUAAAGGUGUAGACAUAAUCUGUCUUAAACAUCUGAUUUGAGAAACAAACCUGAUUUGCCUGCAGUCAGGUCGUAGCCAAAAUCUUGCUUUUAGUUUUAUUCUUAUGCUUUUAUUUAUUCUAUCUCUGUACUUUCUUUUUUUUUGUCUUCUGUAUCCUUAUUUGAAGGCCUAGUGUGUGGGAUUUGGGAGGGUAAAUUGGCAGAAAUUUAAUAGAAGUGUUUUCUUUAGCGUAUAAUCGCUAAAAAAUAAGAAUUGUGUUUUUGUUACUUUAAAAUUAGCCGUUUAAGAAAGAAUAAAGUUUAAGAAUCUAUUAUGUUUGAAAAAAAAAAAAUAUGGGUCCUUGAAAGGUCAUGAAAAAGUUUUGAAAUUUUUUCAGUGAAAAAAAUCCCCCUAAAUAUUAUACAGUGUACCUGUAAAACUAAUAAUGUCAAAUACAUUUUGCACAGUAUAAGUGAUUUAUAAAGUGAAGUAAUCAGACAGCAAAUGCUAUCAUACUUUUAUUUUGAUACUGCCACUGACGAUGUUAAUCACAUCUAUCUCCAUACAGUAAUGCAUCCACUUGCAGUUACUUUCUUCUUUGCAAGUCGAAUCAAACCACGUCUGAGCUGUUCCAGCUCGCUUUUUGGUCGCCCCCCCCCCGGCUGCGAUGAACUACUCUCAUCUGCUUUCGAGGCUCAUCUCAAACAAGCCUUUUAUGCUCUUUAAAUUCAACCUUCAAACAUGCAUAUGUUAUUUUCAAAUUAACAUAACAUACUCACAGUCAUUUUAACAUUCUUAGAUACUGACUGUUUCCUCUUUGCAAUUUUAUACAUGCAACCACUCAACAAUGUGGUUUGAUGAAUUAACAACCUCCAGCUCUUCCAACCUUCCUACAUUCCAUGCAUGAGUUGUACCGUUUGUUUGUUAUAUGCCUCAGAGCAUUCGGUAUGUUUCUGAAAAUCUAAUCUCUUUGAUGAUUGCUGUCCACUGUUGUGUGAGACGUGAUCCUUAAUACAGAUUGUCCAUUUCACCGUUUCUAAUUUCUAAAAAACACCAGCUCUCCCUUGCAUCAAAAGUAAUCCUUAGUGGAAAGUGCCUGACGGGGUGUUUGUGCCCAUGUAAACAAAUCAUCUGAUUUAUUAUCCUGGUGGGAAAUUAACACUGCGAGAUAAUCUUGAACUAAUUGAGCGUCAGUAUGUGAAUUCCCAGGUGGAUUUUUAAGAUUUAAGAGGUUUGAUAAAACAUUCAAAAACACAGGACUUCUGUGCCAUACCGCAGCACUGAUGCUGAAUCGGGUCAAAACCAUCUUGCUGUGCCUAAUAGUGUCUUGAAGAUGCCUCUCAGUCUGCAGUGUUAUUAAUAAUAUUAUGCCUGGUGUCUGUUCAGCUCGUGUCAGAGCUUUUUUUGGGCUUUUUGAUAGUGGUGUGGCAUUAUUCUGUUGGAACUGAAAGCUUUUUAACUCUAUUGGCAAUGUUUUCUUACAUGAAAAUUCAGAUUUUUUUUCACUGUAUGCAUUGGUAUCUGUCUGUUUUCAUGUUGUUGUUUGUAUAAAUACUGUAUGUCCGACGUCUUGUACGGUGUUGUAUUGUUCUGCAUAAUGUGCCGUG
Molecule: messenger RNA, 6790 nt
Organism: Plectropomus leopardus (leopard coralgrouper)
Lineage: Eukaryota; Metazoa; Chordata; Actinopteri; Perciformes; Serranidae
Gene: nptxra
Product: neuronal pentraxin receptor a
Source: RefSeq, a predicted model, not a curated record